Chelonia mydas (Green sea turtle) is the source of this 681-nucleotide messenger RNA. Its product is annotated as putative olfactory receptor 2W6. Gene Ontology annotation, molecular function: G protein-coupled receptor activity; olfactory receptor activity. The coding region runs from base 1 to 681 and encodes 226 amino acids. Gene Ontology annotation, biological process: G protein-coupled receptor signaling pathway. The transcript has 2 exons. Gene Ontology annotation, cellular component: membrane. The record is from RefSeq and is a predicted model, not a curated record. Lineage: Eukaryota; Metazoa; Chordata; Testudines; Cheloniidae.
AUGGCAAACACAGAAUGGGAAAAUCAAACAUACAUCACCGAAUUCAUCCUCUUGGGAUUCGGGAAUCUUCCAGAGCUGCAUCUCCUUCUCUUCCUGCUGUUUUUAGCCAUCUACAUUUUGACCGUGGGUGGGAACCUCCUCAUCAUUCUCCUUAUUUUGACUGAUCAUCACCUACACACUCCCAUGUACUUCUUUCUGUGGAAUUUGUCCUUCUUAGAAACCUGCUACACCUCAAACAGCCUGCCUAGGAUGCUGGAGAGUCUCCUAACUGCAGUUAUUAAACUCUCCUGCAGUGAAACCCACCUCAUGGAACUUGUGGUUUUCCUACUCUCUUCCAUAUUCUCUCUGCCACCAUUACUACUCACCUUGUCAUCUUAUUUAUGUAUCCUCUCCACCAUCCUGCGAAUCCCUUCCACCACCGGGAGGCAAAAGGCCUUUUCCACCUGCUCCUCUCACCUCAUUGUGGUCACACUGUUCUACGGAACCAUAAUCAUUGUUUAUCUGUUACCAAAAAACAAUGUACUGAGAAACCUGAACAAAGUGUUUUCUCUUUUCUACACUGUCUUGACCCCCAUGGCCAAUCCUUUCAUAUAUACCCUGAGAAAUAAAGAAGUUAAAAAUGUACUCAGUAAAGGUGUCAGAAAAAUUAGGGCUUUCAUGAGAGAAAACAUAGGCACAUAA